AUGGCACUUGCUUUUUUGCCACCUGAAGAAAUACCAGCUGUGUUUGAUCAAAUUAAACACAUAAUACCUAAAAAUGCUGCAGAAAUCUGGUCUGUAGAUGAUCUUGUUAAACUUGACUAUCCUAGAACUUAA
Messenger RNA from Funneliformis caledonium, 132 nucleotides. Lineage: Eukaryota; Fungi; Glomeromycota; Glomeromycetes; Glomerales; Glomeraceae. The record is from the annotation of a GenBank genome assembly.